Molecule: messenger RNA, 1027 nt
Organism: Rhagoletis zephyria (snowberry fruit fly)
Lineage: Eukaryota; Metazoa; Arthropoda; Insecta; Diptera; Tephritidae
Source: RefSeq, a predicted model, not a curated record
AUGGCUGCUGCUAGCAGCACUAAAAACAGUGCCACUAUCGUCCAAGUGAUCCAAACUACCUCUAAAAGACGGACGUGGAAUGAAGUCGAAGUGGAGGAGAUUGAGGAGGUGGACGAUGAAGAAGAGGAGGAGGCUGAGGGUAACGAGGGUGAUGAUCACCACCCCCACAACAAGAGCUUUGACGACUCUGGCGAGGAGCACUUGGUGAUAAUCAGCAGUGAGCCGGCGGUAGCACCGGCGGCAACCACCACAACCGCCACUCAAUCUCGACAGAAUCGCCAGCAGGCACUGCAAAAGCUUGACUUGAGCUCGAGCUUGACUAAAAGCAAUCACCAUCAUCACCCUCAUCAUUUGUACGACUCUGACAGCAGUCAGCCCAUCAUUCAAUCACCACCCGUCAGCGGACAAUCCUCACCUCAGCCACAUCAGCCAAACAACAACAACAGCAGCAGCAGCAGCUACUUCAAUCCAACGCAAAGCAGGGUACAGCUAAAGCGCAAGUCCUACUCCUCGAUGAUGUCCUCGAAGGUGAUGCAGCGGACGGUGAGCAGCAGCAGCUCCAACUCCUACUUUGGCACGGUGGACGAGGAAACCGAUGACGAUGAGGAGGAUGAGGGCAGCGAACGGACCGCCAAGCCGAGCAUCAACAACUCCUCUUCUGUUGAUAGCACCACUCAGGAGGAGGCAGCAGAACAUCAGGCUCAACCAUCCACAUCUGCCGCCGCUGAUGCCGGCAGUUUUGUGCCGCCUUUCCCUUCUACCACUGAACACCACCCACCAUUAAAGCAUAAAAGUGGCAGCUUUGAGGUGUUUUCCGAGCUUCAGAAUCACAGCCCGAACCCGAUGCAGUAUCGCCAGACGCAUCAUCAACCGCAGCAGUAUCAUAAACAACAACAACCAAUCAAUCCUCAACCAGGAAAAACUGGCUCAGCUAGUCAGCAGCAAACAAAAAUUCCCAGCAAGAAGAGUGCUCCCAGCACCGACUUUCCCAGUUGGAUGCCUUCAGCCAUUGCCUCCACCAUCCACG